ACACUGGGGCAAAGAUGUUUUGAUAAGAAAGCGAAUGCUAACGAGAAAGCUUAAAAAUGGCUGAAACUUUGCCAAUUAAUAGCGACUCGGGCACCGAUGAGGAGGAGGAGGAGGUGGAACCAAAGUUCAAAUACCAGCGCAUUGGAAAUGACCUGAGAAAUAUACUCAACACGGAUGUUGUGACCUGCAGUGCCGUCCAUUCAAAGUUUCUCAUAUUUGGCACAUUCCUCGGUCGAGUCUAUCUGCUGGACCACAAGGGCAACUCCGUGGAGUCCAACCUGAGCAGCGGAGAUCGUCACACUCACUCCGUCGCUGUUAAUCACAUCGAUGUGGAUCCUAAGGGCGAAUAUGUGGCAACAUGCUCCGAUGAUGGCAGCUUUAAGAUUACUGGUCUGUUCAGCUGUGAAAACAACCAAAAUCUGAAUUAUGGCAAGAAUAUUAAGGCGGUUGCCUUGGAUCCCGAAGUCAAGUCGGGCGGACGGCGCCUCAUAGUGGGUGAUGAUAAACUCACUUUGUACGAACGCAAUCUGAUCAAGAAACUAAAGCCGAGCGUGCUGUCUACCGCUGAGGGUAGCGUUUUGUCCAUUUGCUGGCAGGGCAACUUUGUUGCCUGGGCGAGCCAUUUAGGUGUGCGUGUGUAUGAUCUGAGCGAGAAGUGCUCGUUGGGUCUGAUGAAAUGGGAGGUGCCGCCACAGGCGCGUCUCGAAAACUUUCGCUGUCAUCUGCGCUGGUCGAAUGCCAAUACGCUGCUAAUCGGCUGGGUGGAUACUAUACGAAUUUGUGUGAUACGCAGGCGUAACACAAUUGAGGCAUCCUCAAGCAAUUUGCCCGGCUAUGUGGUGGAUCCAGUCUCAACAUUUCCCACCACAUUCUAUAUCUGCGGACUUGCACCGCUGGUCGCCAACCAGCUGGUGGUGCUUGGCUAUCGCAAGGAGCGCAGUGCCACAUACAAGGCGCUGAGACCCGUGCUCUGCGUCAUCGAGUACAAAAUGAACACGUGCGAGGAUGUUUGCACAGACAGUCUCACCUUGCGCGGCUUCGAGGAGUAUACCGUUAACGAUUACAGCCUCGGCUGCAUCAUCGAGGAGAAUCGCUACUUCAUUGUGGCGCCCAAGGACAUUGUGGUGGCUAGCCUCAUUGAAAGAGACGAUCGCGUCGAGUGGCUAAUUGAGCACAAUAAAUUCGAGGAGGCCAUGGAGAUAUGCAAGCAUGGCGGCAGCUUACCCCUCCUAUCUGUAGCCAGAUUGUAUAUUAAUCAUUUGUUGACGCUGAAACAAUACGACAAAGCCGCCGAAAUUUGUCACCGAGAGCUGGGCAAUAACAAGGCGCUGUGGGAGGAGGAGGUCUUCAAGUUUGUCAAGUGUCAACAAUUGCGUUGCAUUAGCGCCCAUCUGCCCACCACCGAUGAUUGCAAACUGGAUCCGCAUGUCUACGAAAUGGUGCUCUAUGAGUUUCUCAAAUUUGAUGUGAACGGUUUCCUCAAUCUAAUCAAGAAGUGGCCGCCCAAGCUGUACGAUGGGUUGGCUGUCAUCAACGCCAUUUACGAUCAUUUUCGCAAAUCGAAUGCCAAGGAGCUGUUGGAGUCCUUGGCAUUAUUAUACUGCUAUCAGGGCGACUACGAGAGUGCCUUGCGCAUGUACUUGAGAUUAAAGAACGAAGAUGUCUUUGAGCUAAUUCGUCGCUUUGAACUAUACGAUGUCAUCUCAAAAUUAAUCAUUCCACUCAUUGAACUGGAUCAGAAACGUGCCUUUGAAAUAUUAUUAGAUAAGAAUAAAAUCAAACCCGCUGUCGUUGUGAAUCAAUUGGAACAAAAUCAGGAAUAUCUCUAUCGGUAUCUGGAUGAGCUGGAUAAGAUUGAUAGGUCUGGCACAUUCCAUCAGAAGCUAGUUGGGCUGUAUGCCAAAUAUGAUCGGUCCAAACUGUUACCCUUUCUGCGACGCUCCAAUGAUUAUGCCAUCCAGGAAGCGCUGGCAAUUUGCAAGAGGGAAAGUUUUCAUCCAGAGAUGGUCUAUCUGCUGGGUCGCAUGGGCAGUGUGGUGGAGGCACUCAACAUAAUUAUACAUAGCAUAAAAGAUAUUGAGAUGGCAAUUGAAUUUUGCAAGGAGCACAAUGAUGACGAUCUGUGGAACAUACUUAUUGAAGAGUCCACCAAACAGCCAGAAAUUGUUACAAAAGUGCUCGAUGGCAUUGUGGAUUACGUGAAUCCCGUGCUUGUCGUUAGCAAAAUCAAAUUGGGUCAAACAAUACCGAAUCUGCAUCAGUCAGUUGUGAAAAUGCUCUGGCACUAUAAUAUCGAGCAGGAAGUGAACACAAUUGCACACCAGAUCCAAUUGGCCGACCAAUUUGACACACACGCUGAGGUGGUGGCCAUCCAGCGACGUGGACAUCAAGUGUCCUAUGAUAAAGUGUGCCCAAAAUGUACUCGAUCAGUGAUCGUAAAAGGCACAGCUCCACCCAAUGGUUUAACAAUAUUCAAUUGUGGCCACAUUUACCACAACAAUUGUGUGAUUGAAAAUCGUUGUGACGAGUGUCUGGACUGGGAAAGUUUAGUGGAAGAGGGUGGUAGUCAAUAGCUUCGACUCUCCUCAGACACCAACAGACCAAGGACAAUUCGUGGAAAUCAAUAAAAAAAAAGUCUGAGAGCGGUUUAGGACCAUGUGUAUUAUGCGACAGCCAGCAAGCAAAUUUUUCUUAAUCGUU
Drosophila grimshawi is the source of this 2700-nucleotide messenger RNA. RefSeq names its product vacuolar protein sorting-associated protein 41 homolog (gene lt). The coding region runs from base 57 to 2573 and encodes 838 amino acids. The record is from RefSeq and is a predicted model, not a curated record. Gene Ontology annotation, molecular function: protein binding. NCBI's taxonomy places the organism in Eukaryota, Metazoa, Arthropoda, Insecta, Diptera, Drosophilidae. The transcript has 12 exons. Gene Ontology annotation, cellular component: late endosome; HOPS complex. Gene Ontology annotation, biological process: vesicle-mediated transport; protein targeting to vacuole; macroautophagy.